AAACUGAGCCACGAGGUGAGAGUGCGAGACGUCGCAGUCUUUGACAGAUACACACGAGAGUCGUUUACUUACUGUUUUCUUAAACGGCCGAGGCCAUCGCACCACAGAUAAUUCGCACGCGUUCUGUGUACACAGUGGAGUGUCAGUGACAACAACAGCGGAAGACAUGGAGUUUUCGUUUCACGUCGCGGGCAUGCUGGAUAGGGACCAGAGAACUGCGAAGCCUGUCUUGAGGGAGAAGAACGAAAGACAGAAGAACACACCAUCCUGCUCCUGCUGCGGCGAAGACACGCAAACGAAAGGGUUACGUAACCCCGAAGUUGCCGGCGAGGUUAGUCAUCGCAACAGGACGCCGAUUCCUGGAAGGACGAGUCCAUCCACCUUCAGGAUUAGGGAGAAGCAGCACAGCCAUUUCUGGGUCACCUUGUCGAGACUUCAUCGAACGCUCAUACUGUGUUUCUACCUCAGCCUAUUCGUAUUUCCAAAGACUUUAUCAGCACCAGUAAAAAUGGAGAAGUGGAUGAUGCCAUGUGGACACUCGGAAAGCAGUUCAAAAUCUGGCCAAUUGGAGCUUCUUCAAACCAUCAUCGACCAGAGCAAGAGGUCUUUGGUGAAGAUUGAGGCUUUCAGAGACAAGUUUGCCACGAAAGCAUUCGGCAACAAAUGGGCGGAGCUUCAUGAAUACCAAAGCAGUAUUGAUUCUUUAAAAUGGUUCCCUAAGAUCACGAAAGAACUUGGAGUGCCUGUCAGUCAUGACGAACUGGAAAAGUUACAGCUCGAACCCCUCCUUAAGGAUACCUAUCAGUAUUUGCAAAUAAUAGCAGUAGCAGUUGAUCAAAUGAUAAUCGACGAGACAAAAAAGAAUGGUCCUUUAUCUGAGGAUUAUAAGAACAACAUCGAAUUGUACGUUCUCAGUGUCUUGUGCGAAAUUCAAACAGCUACUAAAACUUUGAACAUAGCCAGACAUAAAGAUGUAGAACGCACGAUUAUCGACGAGAAAGACAAAAACGGAGACAACACCACUAUGAUGACUCGCCACUACCUUAUCAUCAGGGACUAUCUCAGAUUAUUGGAGUAUAUCAUAGAGUGCUACGAACAUGUGAAAUCCAAACUUUAAGACUUCCCCCUACGUCCAACGACGGUCAAACAAGCAAGUAUUAUGGAAAAAAUGUCUCCACUUAGUUUAUGUAAAUAUUUAUUUCUAAUUUAUUUCUAUUUUAUUUUAAUCUUAAUUAUUUAUAUUUAAUUUUAAGAUUGUAUAUGUACAUAUAUAUUUUAGACGAUUCUUGCACUAAGUUACGAAUUUACACAAUCUUAAUUGUUGAUUCACCUGAGGUGAAUUGAUAGGACGAUUUGAUUUUGCUUGAUUUGUUUGAGGAAAAGUUUGGCAGCGUAAGUGAACUGAAAUUCCUGAUGUACUUACCCGAAGGAAUAAAUGUAAUUAAAUGUUGACUUUGUACAAUUUAUAAAUAUUGUUGAAUUUGUAAAAAAAAUUAUCUUGUGAUUGUGACGUAUUCUAAACGUUUGUUGUUCGAGAACUUUACUCGACAUGUUCACAUUGUAUAUUGAUGUUGAAAACCUUGAGUGCAGUAGGAAAGAGUUGUUUAUUGUGAAUUUUUAAUGAAAAUCGUUUAUGGUUGAUGUUGAUCAAUUUCAAUCGUUGCAUUUUGAGGUCUGUUACUGCUACCAGUGUUUUUCAGAAGAAAAAUUAUGACAAUUGACCAUUUUUAUUGAAAUUGGAAUACUGUGAUAACUAUGCAUAAUUUAAGCAAAUAAACGAUACAGGUCGGUUCAAAGAUGGGAGAUCGUUCUUGCCUAAGGCCUCUGUUUACUCGAAACCGAGACCUCUCAGAUUUGAACCGCACAUGUUCUUGUUAUAAA
Molecule: messenger RNA, 1881 nt
Organism: Harmonia axyridis
Lineage: Eukaryota; Metazoa; Arthropoda; Insecta; Coleoptera; Coccinellidae
Exons: 4
Coding region: 167-1117 (316 amino acids)
Source: RefSeq, a predicted model, not a curated record